Molecule: messenger RNA, 1876 nt
Organism: Phlebotomus papatasi
Lineage: Eukaryota; Metazoa; Arthropoda; Insecta; Diptera; Psychodidae
Gene: Gr43a
Product: gustatory receptor for sugar taste 43a
Exons: 8
Coding region: 475-1803 (442 amino acids)
Biological process (GO): sensory perception of taste
Cellular component (GO): neuronal cell body; axon; dendrite
Source: RefSeq, a predicted model, not a curated record
AGAACGUUGUUUCUAUCGACAAUAACAGAUCAUGGGAAAAUUUAUUGACCCAUUCACCAUAUAGAGAGGGUUACAAAUUGCGUUUUAACAUGAAGUGCAUUUUUUAUCACCGUAAAUGAUAAACAGUGCGUUUAAACUUCAAGUGGGAAAAAAGCAUUUGUUUAAAAACAACGAAAAAAUUAGAUACAAUCUGUGGUAUUUAUAUCUGCAAAAAAAUCGGCUAUGUUUGGAAUAUAAAAGCCAUGCAAGGAAAGUGUUACCUUUCAGUUGAUUUUCUGUGGUUUUUGUGAAUAUUUUUUCGUGAGCAGAUUGAAACAUUGCCAAGGUACGGAAGGUGUUGGGAGAAAUCUCUAGGGAAUUGUGCACUAAAAGUAUAGACAUUUGUGAGGUGAAGUGGGUGGUAAAUUUUGAAUGAAACAGUCUGAUGGAUAACAAUGAUUUUUUAUUCAACACUUUCAACUGAGAGGAAACACCAUGGAAAUCUCUAAAACAACGACAGCAAUUUUUUACGUGAGCCGAUUUUUUGGCUUGGCCCCAUACCAAAUAAUACGCAAUGCCAAAGGGCAUAUUAUUGACUAUAGCAAAGGAAAUACAUGGUAUAUAUAUACCAUACUCGUUAUUUUUACAGCAGAUAUUUUAACAUUCUAUGGAAUUCAUUAUGACAUGACUUCGAAGAGACCCGUUCGUAUGAAGACGGCAACUUCGAGAGUAGUCACUACUUUGGAUAUUUCUAUUAUUGCGGCUGCCUCCACAUCCGGUGUACUUUGUGGUCUCUUUGGUCUUGCAAGGACAAGAAAAUUCAACCACAUUCUCCGUGAGGCUGACAGCUACCUCAGCAGCUAUACAGAAGGAAUAAAGAAGAAACGUCGAGGAUUAAUAAUUCUCUUUGUAACACUCAUAACUAUGACAAUAGUAAUUACUGUGGACAUAAUUGUGUGGAUGGAAACGGCUGAUAAAUUGCGGUCAAAAAAGGUCGAUACACGGCGAAAUGUAUGGAAUUACUUGUCUAUGUAUGCUCUGUAUUACGUCUUAAUGGUAUUUCACGUGGUGUUCACUCAAUCGGCCCUCGGAAUCGCAGAUAGGUUCCGCAGUUUGAAUAAGGUGCUGCGAAAUGUAUUUCCCGAGAGCACAUUACACCUUACGAAACCCAUUGGAGGCAUGAAACUCCCCUCUGUACAGAAUGUGAGCCAAGCCGUGGAUGAUCUAGGCAAUAAAACAAAGAAUGUGGCCACAGCACCAAUUACCACCCUUACUGGCAUUGCCGCUCAAGUGGCACCAAUAAAAUCAGCUGAAAUUCUCGAACAUCUCAUUGAUAUUCACUCAUCACUGGGACAGGCCGUUCACAUCAUGUCCACAAUGUAUGGCAUUGCAAUUCUCACGAGUUUAGUAUCGUGUCUUCUGCAUGUUGUGGCGACAGCUUAUUUCCUGCUCCUGGAAAUCCUAGAAGAUGGAAGGGGUCUCUUUUUCACAGUACAAUUACUCUGGCUCAUCGUACAUAACGGUAGAUUGUUGAUGGUGGUAGAGCCAUGUCACAGUAUCCUCACACAUGCGAUGAAAACAACGAAAAUCGUAUGUGACAUCCAGAGAUAUUGCAAAGAUCCAUCCAUAAAGGAAAAAUUGGAAGUAUUUUGGAGUCAGCUCGUUGUGCAGAAAUCAUAUUUCACUUUUAGCGCUCUAGGAAUGUGCAAAAUUGAUCGGGAAAUUAUCACAUCGUUUUUCGGCACAAUAGCAACAUACCUGGUGAUUUUGAUUCAAUUUCAACGUUCAGACACUUCAACACCUCCACCUCUGGAGGAGGAAUAGGUGAUAUGCCUUUCAAAGUAUUUUCUAUAUAUUGAAUUUUCAAUGAUAAUGGAAUCAAUAAAUAAUUGAGUUA